AUGGAUCCAGGUUCUAUAUUUGGCGUGAUUUCUGGCGCAGUUCAGCUAGUGCAGGUCAUCACACAGACCGCUGCGGGGUUGGCGACGUUGCGCGAGAAGUUCAGCCACGCAGAUCUCACAAUUCGGUCACUCAUUGGAGAGUUGGUGACCAUCAAGUCUGCCAUUACACAGCUAGAUGAGUGGGCAAGAUACAAUACUCGCGACACAGCUGAAGAAAAUGAAUAUGACGAGGGUCUCUUUGUUGCGCUGGAUGGCUGUCGGGCCGUCAUGGACGUCUUGUCCGAUCAGGUCGCUGCCCUCACCAGGGGCAAUGACACACAGUUUGGGAUAGGUACUCGUGUAAAAAUUUUAUGGAAUGAGGACAUAAUGCGAGCCCAUCAGGACAGGUUAAUGACCGGUAAAUUUGGGCUGACCCACCGCAGUCGAUCGACGUCUGAGCAAGUCGAACUACUUCGCAAAGCGGAGAACCGUCAAAUCAUCCAGAAGGUUGCCAGUGACACAGCGACACUUCGGUCCUCAAGCAGCUACGCAGCCUCCCGCGCCGAUAGCUCCAGCCUGAGUUAUCGCCAAUCUUCGUCCGGAGAUACUAUCUUUGACUUCGAUCGAAGACUACUUUCCUCUCCCCCUUAUCGUCGUGUACUCCAUCGUUCAUGGUCAAGAACGGAAUCACAAUCUACUGCUAGUAAUGGCAACGAAAGCCGGAGUACCGAUGAAGGCUACGGCAGCGGUUCGGUGAACAGACCAAAUAUGCCACGGGCAAGCAGUCUUGUACUGCCAGUUCUACCAUAUGACACAAUCCGCCCGGGACAUGGCCAUAGUAAGAGUGUAUCUUUCAGACCCUCUAACGUUCAGCCGAAUUCAACACAAUUCCAGAGAUGGCAAUCAGACUCCACGUCCUCUUCCCCCAUCAGCCGCUCUUCGAGCUCCAAGCGGGAAAAGAUUCGUGCAGCAUUCCGGCAACUAGGUCGCUCUAAGUCGGUGGCUCAAGCUCCCAUACGAGCCCUAACAGGCGGGUCAACGGCAGCACGGCGGAUCAAUGGACGAGAUAUGCAUACCAGCAUCGACCUUACAACACCCGAGGGAGCCGCUGCACCACUUAUUGUCAAGACAGCCCAGUCAGGCUCUCGUUCGGAUGUUGAGAGGCUUAUAGAAAGUUGCCAUGAUAUUGAAGCCUGCCACGUAAAUACUCGAAGAAAUGCAUUACUGGUGGCAUCGCACUGUGGGAACGAAGAAAUCGUUGAAUUGCUCCUUCAAAGAAACGCUCGGCUGAAUGUCACCGAUAAGUCAGGGUCGACUGCCCUGCACCUUGCUGCCUCUCGCGGUCACUGUGAGGUUCUCAAAUUGCUUCUUUUGGAAGGCAGCGACACGGAAGCCCUAAAUACUAGGGGCAGAACUGCGCUCUGGCUUGCAGCAGAACGUGGACAACUUGAAGCCGCAAACAUCUUGAUUGCUGGUCUAGCUAAGGUUAACACGCGCGCUGAAAACCAAAUGACUCCGCUGCAUACUGCCGCAAAGGGGGGCCAUGAAGCUGUUGUUGAAUUUUUGGUUUUGAAUGGCGCCGACUUGGAAGCCAGAGAUGGAACGAUGAUGACAGCACUGCACCACGCCUGCGAAGAAGGUCACUUAGGCGUGGUUGAGCUUCUUCUUAACCACAAGGCGAACAUCGAUGCGGUUGGAAGUGAUAACAGGACGCCCCUUAUCUGUGCCGCGGCGAUGGGCCGGUUGCAGGUGACACAGGCUCUGCUAAAGAGAAAAGCAUCCACUAGACAGGUCGAUGAUGCUUCCAUGACAGCGUUGCACUGGGCUUCUUACAAUGGACACACAGAAAUUGUGGACCUUCUGAGUCAGAAGAAAGACAUUCUAGCUAUGACCAACAUUGCCGGUCGGUCAGCUCUGCACUUGGCUGUCCUGAAUUCUAAAUUUGCCGUGGUGGAAUUGCUCCUUCGCAAGCGUGCUCCAAUGGAAACGCAGUGCCAUUCCGGGUUUGCUCCGCUUCACUAUGCUUGUAUCACUAAAACUGAUUAUACUGGGAUUGUGAAGCUCCUGCUCAUCUCGGGCGCCAAUAUAGAAGUGCAAACGAAGGAUCAACAAAGGCCAAUUCAUCUCGCCGCAGCUCGCGGAUCUAUAGCAUUGCUUAACUUACUUUGCGAUAAAGGCGCAUCUUUGAUAGCUCGAGAUGCCAUUGGAGACCGGGCGCUUUGUGCAGCAUGUCGGUAUGGGCACACAGCUGCAGUUCAAUGUCUCCUAGAUCGGGAUUCACCUCUAUCUCUACCGUACGACGAUAAGUUGCAGGAAGAUUCUCCUCUUUGUUUGGCCGCAAUAGGAGGUCACCUGCCCAUUGUAACACUUCUGCUUCAGCGUGGCGCUUCCGUCCUAAAAAGGGAUGAACAGGGAUGGCAGCCGUAUCAUCAUGCAGCACAUUACGGGCAUGUAGAUGUUUUGCGACUCUUGCUGUCCUGUAGUCCCACGGGAUGGGUCAUGGAGGGAGCCGGUGAGGGCUUUACGACGGAAAGGAUUGGACUUGUUGAGCGAGUCACGACGGCGGCCAGUGGCAACGACCCAGAGCAGUCCGCCCAGGAUCCCUCCAUUUAUGGGUGA
Messenger RNA from Aspergillus oryzae RIB40, 2598 nucleotides. Its product is annotated as ankyrin repeat protein. The coding region runs from base 1 to 2598 and encodes 865 amino acids. Gene Ontology annotation, molecular function: protein binding. Lineage: Eukaryota; Fungi; Ascomycota; Eurotiomycetes; Eurotiales; Aspergillaceae. The record is from RefSeq and is a predicted model, not a curated record. The transcript has 3 exons.